Messenger RNA from Athalia rosae (coleseed sawfly), 1679 nucleotides. RefSeq names its product protein farnesyltransferase subunit beta (gene Fntb). The transcript is spliced from 7 exons. Gene Ontology annotation, molecular function: protein farnesyltransferase activity. Gene Ontology annotation, cellular component: protein farnesyltransferase complex. Lineage: Eukaryota; Metazoa; Arthropoda; Insecta; Hymenoptera; Athaliidae. The coding region runs from base 147 to 1385 and encodes 412 amino acids. The record is from RefSeq and is a predicted model, not a curated record. Gene Ontology annotation, biological process: protein farnesylation.
UUUAAAUCACAUCAUUCCCAAAUUGAAUGGCGGAUCGAACAAGGAAGAAGGGAGUCUUUUCGUUCGGGUAUAUUCACUGUUCACCGUGCACUCUGUAUACUGAGUUAAAUCAAGGAAUUUAGAGUAAUUAGACAAAAUUUCCUGUUAUGUGGGACUGGGAAUCUAUCGACGCUGACCGCGAAACUCAGGAUAAAAUGAUUUUCAAAUCUAACGAGGAUCUUCUGAAAGACCGACAGGACACCGAGAAUUUUGAAACCACGACCUCCAUCAUGCAGGAUGAAGUCGAAGCCACCGUUUUCCGCAUAUAUCAAGUUACGCGGCAGCUUCAAGAGCUUGAAGGCAAACUCCCAAUACUGGCAAGAAGCAAUCACAUAUUUUACCUCAAAACAUCUCUUACUCAUCUCUCACAGUCCUAUGAGUGCCUCGACAGCAGUAGGCCGUGGCUUUGUUAUUGGAUUCUUCAUGCACUUCAAAUACUAGGGGAAACACUCGAUGACGAAGACUAUUCCCACAUCGCAGGAUUCCUUGCUAAAUGUCAAUCUCCAGAAGGUGGAUUUGGAGGCGGUCCAGGCCAACGGCCACAUCUUGCACCAACUUAUGCUGCUGUGAACGCACUUUGCACCAUUGGGACUCCCGAAGCUUAUAAAACAAUUGAUAGACAAGGUCUUCGGCGUUUCUUGAAGUCCUUGAGGGACCAAGAUGGAGCAUUUAGUAUGCAUGUUGGUGGUGAGGUGGAUAUCAGAGGAGUUUACUGCGCGGUUUCUGUGGCCAGAUUAACAAACGUUUACAGUUCAGAAAUGUUCAGGAAUACCGCAGAGUGGAUAGCAAGAUGUCAAACUUGGGAAGGUGGGUUUGGUGGGUGUCCAGGCAUGGAGGCACAUGGGGGAUAUACUUUCUGUGGUUUAGCUGCACUGCUAUUACUCGAAAGUGCCAAGCUCUGCGACAUAUCUUCGCUUCUGCGGUGGACCGUGAACAGGCAGAUGCGUCUUGAGGGUGGUUUUCAAGGCCGAACAAACAAAUUGGUAGACGGAUGUUACUCUUUUUGGCAGGGAGGUACCUUUCCUCUCUUACACUCCAUUCUGAGUGAGCUAGGAUUUAAAUCUGAUCAUUGGCUCUACGAUCAAGAAGCACUGCAAAAAUACCUGUUGGUAUGCUGUCAGCAUCCUUCGGGAGGAUUGCUCGAUAAACCUGACAAGCCUAGAGAUGUUUACCACACAUGCUACGCACUCAGUGGUCUCUCAGUGGCGCAAAACUCGCCUAGUCCAUUGGUGAUUGGAAAACGCGAGGUGAAUUCUGUCGACAUAGUUCACCCGGUGUACAACUUGGUCCAAACUUCGGCAGCGGCAGCUCUGAUCUAUUUCAACGAACUAACCAUCCCAGAUUAAAGCUGAGACUUAACUACAUGGCAAUUAAAUUUAAAUUAUAUUUAUUUAUCAGAUAACACCCUCAUGUUCAUUAUCAGUUAGUAUGUUACUGAAAAUCAUUUGUAGCAUGACAAUGGGCACCAACAUGAGGAGAAAGAGAGAAAGUGCAUGAAAUACGAUAUUUUGAAUAAAAUGGAAUAUUUAUCUCACUGAAAUACCAUUUAUUGUAUCAUAGAUUGCAUCCUAGUAGCUUAAUAAAGUAGUUUGCACUGUUUCUAGCAAUAAUGUGCCAAAUACACGAGAUACAAAAAUUUA